Bombyx mori (domestic silkworm) is the source of this 1911-nucleotide messenger RNA. Its product is annotated as ATP-dependent DNA helicase Q1. Gene Ontology annotation, cellular component: cytoplasm; chromosome. The coding region runs from base 1 to 1890 and encodes 629 amino acids. The transcript has a single exon. Gene Ontology annotation, biological process: double-strand break repair via homologous recombination. The record is from RefSeq and is a predicted model, not a curated record. Lineage: Eukaryota; Metazoa; Arthropoda; Insecta; Lepidoptera; Bombycidae. Gene Ontology annotation, molecular function: ATP binding; nucleic acid binding; 3'-5' DNA helicase activity.
AUGAAGACCAUAGAAGAACUACAAAAUGAACUUAUCAGCGUUAACGACGAAUUGCAAAAGGUCGAUGCUGAACUUGAGAAAUGGAGGACCCGGCAAAGAAAAUUGCACGAAAAACGCAAUAGUUUAAAAAAUACUAUUAAUACUAUAAAAUCUGAAACAUUAGCGAGCGUUGACUGGGCUGGUACUGAAUACGAGUGGUCGGAAGACGUCAAAAAUGUUUUAAAAGAAAAAUUUCGAUUAAAAACUUUUCGUGCGAAACAAAUGAGCGCGAUUAAUUCCACGUUAUCAGGCCAACACGCGAUAGUCGUGAUGCCGACAGGCGCCGGUAAGAGUCUUUGCUACCAGCUACCUGCACUCGUUAGGCCUGGACUAACAGUGGUCGUGUCACCACUCGUGUCGCUUAUGGAAGACCAAGUAAGAUCUCUCACAGAUAAGAAAAUAAGCGCCAAAUUGAUAACCAGCACUAGUCCAAAAGAGGAAACGUCUGCUGUACUGAACAUGCUAAAAGACAAAUCUGCCACUGUAAAACUAUUAUAUGUAACUCCGGAACGUUUUGCUAAAAGUAAGAGAUUCAUGUCGAAUUUGCAAAAAUGUUAUACUGAUGGAAGCCUGCAAAGAAUUGCUAUUGAUGAGGUUCACUGUUGUUCCCAGUGGGGUCAUGACUUUAGACCUGAUUAUAAGUAUCUUGGGAUACUGACUCAAAUAUUUCCCAACAUUCCAAUAUUGGGGUUAACUGCGACAGCUACUGCUCAUGUUCUAAAUGAUGUUCAAAAAAUACUAAACAUACCUGGUUGCUUAAUCAUAAAAUCUACAUUUAAUCGUCCUAAUUUGUAUUACAAAAUUCUAGAGAAACCAACAUCCCAAGAUGAUUGUCUCAUUAUAUUAGAAAAACUUUUGAAAUACAGGUACAAAGAUCAAUCUGGAAUAAUCUACACAAAUAGCAUAAAAGAUGCUGAGGAAAUAGCUGAAGGACUAAGGAAAAAAGGUCUAAAAGUGGCUUGUUAUCAUGCUAAUUUAGAUGCAGAUAUUAGAUCAAAGGUCCAUAUCCGAUGGCAUGAACAACAUUACCAAGCCAUAGUUGCAACUGUAGCAUUUGGCAUGGGAAUUGAUAAACCAGAUGUCAGGUUUGUCAUACACCACACUAUCAGCAAAUCAAUGGAAAACUACUACCAAGAGAGUGGAAGAGCUGGACGAGAUGGUCUCAGAGCUGAGUGCAUAACCCUGUACAGAAUGCAGGACAUAUUUAAAGUGAGCACUAUGGUAUUUCAGUCUUCAGCUGGUAGCACUGAUCAUUUAUAUGAAAUGGUGAAAUAUUGUCUUAAUGGAACAUUAUGUCGGAGGCAAAUUAUUGCAAAACAUUUUGAUGAAGAUUGGGGUGAUAGUGACUGCAAUAAGAUGUGUGACGUUUGCAGUACCAGUCAAUCAGAUUCACCCAAAGAUUUGGAUCUUAGAGCUCAUUGUAGGAUUAUUGCUCAUAUUCUAGAAAAUGCUGAGAAGCUAGACACCAAAUUAACAGCUCAGAAAUUACUUGAUGCAUGGUUUUUAAAAGGGCCAGUAAAUUUAAGACAUAAAGGAAAGGAGCCAAAUUUUCCUCGUGUUUUAGGUGAAGAUGUUAUAGCAUUUUUAUUAAUAAACGGUUAUUUAGUAGAAGAUUUUCAUUUCACUGCUUAUUCGACUAUAAGCUACCUAAAAAUAGGUCCUGAAAUGUCAGGAGUAAAUAAUGAUGGCUUUAAGCUUAAAAUGCGAGUUAGAGUUUAUUCCCAUUUUGAAUUGAGCAAGCUGGCACCUACUGAAUUGUUUGAAGAAACAGAUAAUAAAUCAGUGAAAAGGAAAACAGAACCACCACCGCAAGUAAAGGUUAAGAGAAGAUUGGUUGAAAUUGAUGAUUAAUUAAACACUAAAACUAUUUAA